GACAGAUUGUGAUAUGAACCAAAUGCUCUCCUCCAUUGAAGCAUUUCCUGCUCACCCUUCCUUCUUUCGUUCUCUCUUGUUCAGCUUAACCAUUCCACCAAACAACCACCACGCCUUAAAAAUCCCUCCCUAUUUGUUAUUAGUACUUCUUUCUUCCUCUCUCUCUCUCUCGCUUUCUCUCCAUUCCGAAAUUCCCCGUCAUGUCGAACUACACAGUCGAGUCCACCAAAGUGGAGACCAGCGACGGGGCGGCCAAGCUCCAUGCCAGGUUCUUCAAGCCUAAAGAAGCAGAAGACAAAGCAGGCGGCGGCAGGGAUGACUUGGUGAUUGUGCUCGUGCACCCAUUUACGGUUUUGGGCGGCUGCCAAGCCCUACUGAAAGGGAUGGCAAUUGGGUUGGCCGAGAGAGGCUAUAAAGCUGUGACCUUCGACAUGAGAGGAGCUGGGAGAUCCACGGGACGGGCUUCCCUUACUGGGUUCUCUGAAAUCAAGGAUGUGAUCGCCGUUUGCAAAUGGGUCUGCGAGAAUCUUGGCACCCGAAGGAUUCUCUUGGUGGGUUCCUCUGCAGGUUCACCAAUUGCUGGGUCUUCCGUCGAUCAGAUUGAGGAAGUUGUCGGCUAUGUAAGCAUAGGGUACCCUUUCGGUAUGCUGGCCUCCGUGCUAUUUGGGAGGCAUCACAAGGCCAUCCUACAGUCUCAGAAACCAAAGCUCUUCAUUAUGGGAACACAGGACGGGUUCACGAGCGUUAAACAGCUGCAGAACAAGUUGAAGUCUGCUGCUGGCCGAGUCGAAACCCAUCUUAUUGAAGGGGCCGGCCAUUUCCAAAUGGAAGGUCCUGCUUAUGAUGCUCAGAUGGUCAACCUCAUCCUCACUUUUGCAGCCUCUUUAUAAGUUAACGACAGAUGAUGGUACGUGGUUGUAGUCUGUAUGUUUGUUCAUGGUAGUAACUGAUGAUUCGGGUUGCUGCUUCUAUCACCAUGCUCAUGCUCCUUCUCCGUGCGGUGUAGAGAAUGUUGUGGACCUCAUUGAAGCUUAACCCGCGAGACUAACGAAAAGGUACUUAGGUCAGUGCUUGUGAUACAUUUCCCACUGUUUGAUAUGAAUCAAAUGAGAAUCGGUGAUCAAAUCAAUGUGGUCUUAUCAUGAUCUAUAGCAGUUAUUACACAGUUUUGCUAUCAUACUUCAUUGUACCUUGAACCGACAAGUCUAAACAGGUUCCGUCUGCAGUAGUACCAUUACACAGAGCAGAGGAUAAUGGAAUCAAUUGUGUCAUCAUUCAUGGUUGUAGAUCCACAAAGAUAGCAUUGAAGAGCAAAUUUCAAAGGAG
Linum tenue is the source of this 1326-nucleotide messenger RNA. The record is from the annotation of a GenBank genome assembly. Lineage: Eukaryota; Viridiplantae; Streptophyta; Magnoliopsida; Malpighiales; Linaceae.